AUGCAUUUGACAGCAUUAUGCAAUACAGCUUUGGACAAUCCAGGAAAACUAACAAGUCAUGAUAUUGUUAGCUAUUUACUUGACUUUAUUGCAACAGAUACCUUACUUUUUUAUUCUGAGGAAGAAGAACUUCGAUUAUUACAAGAAAAAAAAUGGGCUCCAGUUUUAGAAUGGUUCAAUAAAAGGUUUGGUGUUAAACAGGAGGUGUCCCAAAACUUAGAGCCUCCACCAGUAGCAACUGAAACAAGAGCAAUUUUAGCUAGACAUUUGUUAUCUUAUGAUUUUCCUGCUUUAAAUGCAACACAUAAACGUUUUUACCGACGCACUGAUAUUGUACAAAACGAAAAGAAUUGGGAAGUAACUCUAGAUCAUCGUCGGUUAAAAACUCCUAAUGGUAAAGUCUUGACAGUUAAUGCAGAACCUCUUGCUAGGGCUAUUGCAGCUGAAUGGGAUGCACAAAAUGAAUAUAUUGCUCAGCCUACUAUGCAUUUGACAGCAUUAUGCAAUACAGCUUUGGACAAUCCAGGAAAACUAACAAGUCAUGAUAUUGUUAGCUAUUUACUUGACUUUAUUGCAACAGAUACCUUACUUUUUUAUUCUGAGGAAGAAGAACUUCGAUUAUUACAAGAAAAAAAAUGGGCUCCAGUUUUAGAAUGGUUCAAUAAAAGGUUUGGUGUUAAACAGGAGGUGUCCCAAAACUUAGAGCCUCCACCAGUAGCAACUGAAACAAGAGCAAUUUUAGCUAGACAUUUGUUAUCUUAUGAUUUUCCUGCUUUAAAUGCAAUUAAUUUUGGUGUAGAAGCUCUGAAGUCACCUAUACUUAUGCUGGCAUGUAUAGACAGAUAUUUAGAGCCAAAAAGUGCUGUUAUGUUAGCCAGGUUGGAGGAAGAAUACCAGCUCCUCCGUUGGGGACACGUGCCGUGGGCGCACGAGCUCAACCAGGCCGAAAUGACGAUGCGCGUGACCGCCUCGAUCCUCGUCGUACAGAGCUCCAGUGAGCGACACUCUGCUGCCGCUAAACAGGCCAAGAACGAACAGAAUACACUCAUUUUUACGACAUUUUGGGUGAUGAACGGCGACGUAGAAGUGGAGGCGCCGCGCCCUCGCCCACUGUCCUCGGGGAUUUGGACACUUUUCUCCUGGCUGCGGCGCACUGAACGCUCUUCUUCUAGCGAGAGUGUUUCUAGUGUGGGCUCUGAUCGCACUGCCGCUAGUUUCGAUUUUUUGGCACCUUUUCAUUAUAAGCACGUCAACGAACCUCUUGUUCUACCGCAAAACCCAAUUACUGAGACAUACAAAAAGAGACUAUUAGAAAGAAAUAUACGAAGGCAAAACGAUCAAGAUCUCACAUUGCGGAGAAAGUACGGCUUAUAUACUGAAGAAGGUCUAGGUUACGACGCUUUUAGUUUACCGCCAGCGAGAAAGAUACCAAAAGAUUCUGUCAGGCUCCGACGUGCAACAAGUGAGGGUUCGCAAAGGCGAGCUGCUUACGUGCCAGGAAAGAGACGUGCCCCUCUUCCACCUACUAUUAAUAUUUCAAAUUCAUUACCCCGAACCUAUAAACGAAAGAGGCCAGCACCGAAACCUCCCACUAAAUUAAUAGAAGAAAAUAAAGAAAACAUUGAAAUAAAUAAAAUUUUACAAAUGGAUUCAAAAUCUACACAAGAAAAACGAUUAUCUGAAAACAAUUUUUCACUAGAAUGUAAAAUAGAAAAACCUAUGAAACAAGAUCAUCUUAAUAAAGACGUCAAGUUGCGAAGCGAUAAAAGUUUUCUCAAACAAAUUUUCGAUAGUAAGAAACGAUAUUCAGCUAUAGAUACAACUCACGUUAAACUGCUACCAAGUAUUAGUGAAUUGGAUAAACAGGCGGCUGAAAUAAUCGAGAUGAAAAGGUCGUUAGAUGCAAGACGUGGUUAUAACAAUAACGACAUUUUAAAACUUUCUGGAACUGAAGGCAAUUGGAUAUGCACAAUUUGCUUAAGAAAAUAUAAAAUGACGAUUAAAUUUUGUACAUACUGCGUUAUUACUAAGGAACCUAAAGAAACAGUUUUCACUAAUGCAAAUAUAAAUAAGAAUGUAACGAGCACUAAUGUCACUAAUACGUGCAUACAAACAGAAAAUAUAUGCAAAUCAGGUCGUAGAAAUGAUGUUGACGAAAAGAAAAAAUUGCGAGAAAUGCUGAAGGAAAUGAAAGACUCUCUACCUAAAAGACCAAAACACGAUAAAAGAGAUAAUUCUAAUAUAUUACCAACGACAGAAACGCCAACGUUACCAAUUGGGUCAUCGAUGAAACUUGAUAAAAAAAUUUCAGACAAUAUUUUGUUCAAUGAAAUUUCAGCAAAUAAAAGUAAUGAAACGAAAGUUAAUAUCCAGCAAGCAAAGAAUUCGUUUCUUCUCUCACAGCCAUGUUCUUCAAAACAAAUCGUAAGUGAUAUCGUUCUUAGCAAUUUAGGAAAAUUGAAAGUUCACAAUAAUGGUUUAAGCACUGGAAAUUUUGGUAAUUCUCCAAAAGUCGACGUACCCUCCACCAAAUGUGAAUUAGUAAACAAAAUAAGUGAAUUACCUAAAAAAUUAGAACAUCUAGAAAACAAAGUUAUUACUGAAAACAAAAAGAACGAUAUUACAGUAAAUAAUAUAUCAACCGAACCACAAAACGCGAACAAAAUAUUAAAUUUAGGAAAAAAUGAGCCAAAAUCUGUGACAAAAAAUAAAGAAUGCAUUGCUGCAUUACCAAAAGAUUCUAAUUCUACUGGUUCGAAAGCACUACUUGAUAAUGUAAAUAAAGACAAUGAAACUGUAAUUAGUGCAAUUAAAAAAAUAUCAAAGUCAAAUGACCGUAAAGAUAACUUGAGUGAUAAUUACAAAACAACACAAGAUAAAUUCAAACGACAAUCUGUUUUAAUUCCAAUCAAGGAAGUAGAAGUGAUAAAUGAAAAGUUAGAUGAAAUGCCUAGAAAUAAAAUUGAGACUAUUCGCUUAGGUGACGUGAUAUCGUCCAAGGAAAUUCAAGGAUCAAAUGGUACAAGUGCCACUGAUAUGGAUAAAAAUAGUAACUUCCAUACACCUUUAAAAAUUUCGUCACUGUUAAAUCCAAUAUAUUGUCCUAAAAAGAAAAUUUUAGAGGAUACGAGUAAAAAUUCUCAAACAGAUGCACACAAAGAAUCUAGAGGGUCACCAAAAUUAAAUAUAGCAAAUAAUGGGUCUAUAGUCGUAUCCGACAUACCAAAACAUGUUUUUACCGAUACAAAUCCUAAGACAUCGUGUUCAGGGUCAGACAUUAAGGAACCUGAAAACACACAAAAGAAUUGUUCAAUUACUAAAACUAAAGAGAACAUUUAUUUGAACGAAUUAACUAGAGUUAACCGGCCUGAUGUAAAAAGUAGUGAAAACAAUCUCGAUAUACACGCUCAUCGUAGGGACUUGGUAAAUCAACUUGAGCAGGCAAUUGCAAAAGGAGAUGAGCAAACAGCAGCGGAAGCUGCCGCUAAGCUUGCGAAACUUAAAUUAUCCUGUUCCGUCUUAUCAUUCUCCUCACAAAUUGUUGCAGAACCAAAAAAAUUAUCAAAAACGUUUGAAGUGUCUAAAAAUAAUCCUUUAGAGAAGGAAAACACUCAGAACAAAGAAAUAAAUGUUUCCAAGAAGGAAACAAAAAUUGAUAACUUAUCUCAAAUACAAAAAAAUGGAAGUAAUGACAACAGAUUGAACGAAAAACCUUUUAUAAAAUCAAGUGUACAGUCUCCAAUUCCUUCAACUUCUAAAGAUAUCGAGCCAAAUCCAGAUCAAAUAAUUCCAAUUUCAGUUUGGAUUGAAGACAAGGAGGCAGCCAGAGGUCCUAUUCGUUUAAAUGUUCCAAGGAAAUUUGUUGUAGGAGAUUUGAAAAGGGAAGCAGAAGCAUCUUUAGGAUUGGAAAUCCGGUUGCAACGCUGGAUUAUAGGAAGGACUUUAUGUUCUAAUGACAACACACCACUUACUUUGCUUGCUGGUCCGGAUCUCGUAGCUCCCUUUUACCUAUGUUUGGUAGAAUCCGAAACAAAAACGAUUGGCGCACAGGAACAAAUAAAGACUGCGAAUAAAAGCACCGCUAGCCCAACGAAAGAUGAAGAGAAAAAAUUAAAUUCUGGGGACUUUUAUAUAGAACUGAUGAAAUUAGAACAGCAAGCACUCGUUCCUAACACCGAAGUAUUUGAAUGUGGCGUAUGCAUUGAAGAAUGUGCAGUAGGAGCGGGUGCUGUACUCCGAGAGUGUAUUCAUACAUUUUGCAGAGAAUGUCUUCGUGACGUCAUACGUCACUGUGAAGAAGCUGUAGUCUCGUGUCCCGCCAUCGGCUGUCCUGGAGUUUUGCAAGAACGAGAAAUACGAGCACUUCUUACAUCUGAGGAAUAUGAAAAAUGGCUAGCCCGCGGUUUAGCUGCGGCUGAAAGUGGCACUCGCAAUGCGUUUCAUUGUCGCACUAGAGAUUGUGCCGGUUGGGCCUUUUGUGAACCGGGAGUUCGAAGAUUUCCAUGUCCAGUAUGCAAACAUACUAAUUGCUUGCCAUGUCAGGCCGUACACGAAGGCGAAACAUGUGAGAGAUAUCAAGAAAAAUUACGUCAAGCAGUGACCGCAGUCGAAGCUAAUCAAACAGAUGAAGGGACACAAGCCUUACUUAAAGCAUUAAUUGAUCGCGGUGAGGCGCUAGAGUGUCCCGAAUGUAAGGCUAUUAUAACGAAAAAAUGGGGUUGCGACUGGAUCAAAUGCUCUGCAUGUAAAACUGAGAUUUGUUGGGUAACGAAAGGCCGUCGUUGGGGCCCAGGGGGUAAGGGAGACACAAGUGGGGGUUGUCGUUGUGGUAUUGAUGGAAAACGUUGUCAUCCAUCUUGUGGAUACUGCCAC
This is a messenger RNA of Brenthis ino (lesser marbled fritillary), 4872 nucleotides long. The record is from the annotation of a GenBank genome assembly. NCBI's taxonomy places the organism in Eukaryota, Metazoa, Arthropoda, Insecta, Lepidoptera, Nymphalidae.